Microcebus murinus (gray mouse lemur) is the source of this 3379-nucleotide messenger RNA. RefSeq names its product protein kinase AMP-activated non-catalytic subunit gamma 2 (gene PRKAG2). Gene Ontology annotation, cellular component: cytoplasm; nucleotide-activated protein kinase complex; nucleus. Gene Ontology annotation, molecular function: AMP binding; protein kinase binding; protein kinase regulator activity. NCBI's taxonomy places the organism in Eukaryota, Metazoa, Chordata, Mammalia, Primates, Cheirogaleidae. Gene Ontology annotation, biological process: protein phosphorylation; regulation of catalytic activity. The record is from RefSeq and is a predicted model, not a curated record.
CAGAGCGUGCGCCCGCGGCCGGCGACAGCCCAAUUGCGAGGAGUGCUCGCCUUGCGCCUCCUCUUCCCCCGCCUCCUCGCCCCGAAAGGAGGACGGACCUGGUUCCCGGCCCCGGGCCGGUUUAUUCUGCGGCCGGGGAUUAUGUUUAUGUGCGGACGGUCCCGCUGUCGCCCAGGCCCCACUCGGCCACGGGCAUCGGAGGCAGGUUCUCCGAAUUACGGGUUUUAAUUGCACCUGCCUUGCAGAUUACCUCUGGGAAUCUGUGGGAGGAGCCGAGCGCGUGGGGAUGUUGCUUCGCUCUGCGAAAGGAGGAAAACUUUGUCACCCGGCAGGAGACCUCGGCCACGCGUAACCGGGCGGGCGCAGACCGGGCGCGGCGCUGGCGGAGCCCGCGUCGGCUGACUCCGGGGGCGCGCGGACUCGAGCCACCCGCUCCACCCUCCCGCCCGCGGAAGUGCCCACGAGUGGCUUCAGGGGGAAGGACAGUAACAGCGCGCGGCUCCAGUCCGACAGCAGCGGCCGGGGACAGAAGGCGAGGACCGAAUCCCGGGGACGAGUCACCCGGAAUUAACUUCUGCUUAGAGUUAUGGGAAGCGCGGCCAUGGACACCAAGAAGAAGAAAGAUGUUUCCAGCCCCGGCGGGAACGGCGGCAAGAAGAAUCCCAGCCAGAAGAGGCGUUCGCUGCGAGUGCACAUUCCGGACCUGAGCUCCUUCGCCAUGCCGCUCCUGGACGGGGACCUGGAGAGUUCGGAGAAACCUUCUCCGCGUAAGGUGGACAGCCCCGUCGGCUUGGGCAGCCCCUCCAAAGGGCUCUUCUCCAGGGGCCCCCAGGCGCGGCCCUCCAGCCCCGUGUCUGCUCCCGUGAGGCCCAAGACCAGCCCCGGCUCGCCCAAGACGGUGUUCCCGUUCUCCUACCAGGAGUCCCCGCCGCGCUCGCCCCGCCGCAUGAGCUUCAGCGGGAUCUUCCGCUCCUCCUCCAAAGAGUCUUCGCCCAGCUCCAACCCCUCUACCUCUCCCGGCGGCAUCAGGUUUUUCUCCCGCUCCAGAAAAAGCUCCGGCCUCUCUUCGUCUCCGUCGACGCCCACCCAAGUGACCAAGCAGCACACGUUUCCUCUCGAGUCCUACAAGCAUGAGCCCGAGCGGCUAGAAAAUCGCAUCUACGCCUCCCCGUCCCCUCCGGACACGGGCCAGCGGUUCCACCCGUCCUCCUUCCAGAGCCCGGCCAGGCCUCCGCCGGCCUCACCCCCGCACCAUGCGGCGCUGGCGGCGGCCCCGGGACCCGCGGAAGCCGGCAUGCUGGAGAAAUUGGAGUUCGAGGAAGAAGCAGUAGAAGACUCAGAAAGUGGUGUUUACAUGCGGUUCAUGAGGUCACACAAGUGUUAUGACAUCGUUCCCACCAGUUCAAAGCUUGUUGUCUUCGAUACUACAUUACAAGUUAAAAAGGCCUUCUUUGCCUUGGUAGCCAACGGUGUCCGAGCAGCCCCGCUGUGGGAGAGCAAAAAACAGAGUUUUGUAGGAAUGCUAACAAUUACAGAUUUCAUAAAUAUACUACAUAGAUACUAUAAAUCACCUAUGGUACAGAUUUAUGAAUUAGAGGAACAUAAGAUUGAAACAUGGAGGGAGCUUUAUUUACAAGAAACAUUUAAGCCUUUAGUGAAUAUAUCUCCAGAUGCAAGCCUCUUCGAUGCUGUAUACUCGUUGAUCAAAAAUAAAAUCCACAGAUUGCCAGUUAUUGACCCUAUCAGUGGGAAUGCACUUUAUAUACUUACCCACAAAAGAAUCCUCAAGUUCCUCCAGCUUUUUAUGUCUGAUAUGCCAAAGCCUGCCUUCAUGAAGCAGAACCUGGAUGAGCUUGGGAUUGGGACGUACCACAACAUUGCCUUCAUCCAUCCGGACACUCCCAUCAUCAAAGCCUUGAAUAUAUUCGUGGAGAGACGAAUAUCAGCGUUGCCUGUUGUGGAUGAGUCAGGAAAAGUUGUAGAUAUUUAUUCCAAAUUUGAUGUAAUUAAUCUUGCUGCUGAGAAAACGUACAAUAACCUGGACAUCACGGUGACCCAGGCCCUUCAGCACCGUUCACAGUAUUUUGAAGGUGUCGUGAAGUGCAAUAAGCUGGAAAUACUGGAGGCCAUCGUGGACAGGAUAGUGAGAGCCGAGGUCCAUCGGCUGGUGGUGGUAAAUGAGGCAGAUAGUAUUGUGGGCAUUAUCUCCCUGUCGGACAUUCUGCAAGCCCUGAUACUCACGCCAGCAGGUGCCAAACAAAAGGAGACGGAAACAGAAUGACCACCGUGAAUGUAGACGCCCUCAUAGGAGAACUUGAACAAAGUUUCUGGGUCACGUUUUGCCUCAUGAACACUGGCUGCAAUAGAAGAGAGUAAAAUGGUUAAGAAUGUAUAUCGGGGUUUAAUGAUGGGUAUUUUUUCCAGUGAUGUUAAAACUAAACUUAAAAAAGAAAGAUUUUAUGUGCUUGAAUAUUCAGGCUUGCAUUAAAAGACUGUUUUCAGACCUUUGUCUGAAUUAUUUUAAAUGCUGUAUGUCAUUAAAGUGCACUGUGUCCUGAAAUUUUUAUUAUUUUUCAUUUCGAAGAAUUCACUGGUGUGGGACAGGUGGUGUGACAUAAGGUGGGCGCACGGCGUGCUCGGAUCUCAGUGCCUUAUGUCCGGGGACAGCGAUACGCCGUCACCGCCCGCCCCAGCUGGAGCGCACACGUGCGGACCGCGCCGAGCUCGGAUGUGGACGUCUUUGAACCUUUUACCAAAUCAGUUUGUUUUUAUUAGAUUUGUCAAAAAGCCGUCAUUUGAAUAUAAGUAAUUACUUUUAAAACUUUAACGACACUUUUAUGUUUAAGUGUUCUGUUCUAGGCUACCAUGUAAACAGGGCUGCUUUACGACAGCUUUAUUUAUUUUUACGUUCAUGCAAUUUUUUACACAUCUUUUGGUGGGUGAACUUCACCGGAUCCAUUAAUAAACUCUUGGUUGUUAUUUUAAAAUGGCAGAUUUCUCACUACUUAAGUUUGGAUCUGGAAAGGAUAUGAUUUCUAAAAUAGCCACUGUUGGGUUUUAAAAGCGGAGGUUUCUGAGAACUUGUGGGGAGACAGGCUGUGGUCAGGAGGAAGCCAAGUGCCGGGAAGAUCUCUAUUUUUUUCUUGUGUAUUGAAAUGUAAAAUCAUGAUGUUUGUAUGAUUGCUGAUGCGAUUGUUUUUGUAAAUUUUAUUGUGGCAUAUACAGUAUUGUCAUAUGGUUGAAGAGAAACAAUGUUUCUUGAUGUAAGUGCUCUGAAAAUGUCGACACUGUAUAUAUAUAUAUGAGGAUAGUUUGAUUUUUGUUCUUUGGGUUUUUUUUUUUCAGAUUGAAAAAUUAAAAUAAAUCCUACUAUCUACCA